AUGCUACAAGAUACUGGUUUGGGUCAGGAAAUGUAUAUUGCAGCUUAUAAUAAACUAGACAAGAAUGGAGUUAAAAGAUUGCAUUGCUACAAGUACACAGAUGAUUUUGAUGCAGCAGCAUCAGAUGAACAGAUCUUCGACUCUGGAUUUCUUUCAGAUCGUAUCCUGACUUAUUGUAUCUCUCCUCCAGGUGAGAACCAAUGGGCUAGAAAAGCCUACACUGGUGCUUCGUCCUCUUUGGAUCAACAAAUGCAACAACUCCGUAUCAAUCAGGAAAGCAGUGAAAACUCCUCUAAUCCAGUCAUAGCUAAAAAAUUCCCUUUGCCCAAUCUACAGCAUACGUCAAGCAUUGUAAAAUUUUAUAAUGAACAAGGAGAAUCUUUGAAAGUAGGCCAACUGGUUGAAAUCAUUGGUAUUCGUGGCCAAGACAUUGUAAAGCAUCGCGAACAACAGGAGCAAACUGCAGAAGAGAUGGAAACGAACGCAUUUGAAUCAAUUUUAGACCAAUUUGAACGUGUUCCUAUCAUUCACGCUAUCGCUUAUCAAAAUCUUGAUGGUCAUAUCAGCUAUCCUCUCGUUCAGUCAGAACAAUAUCAUGAUAUACACCAUCAAGCUGCUGAAAUUCGUGACCCAUUGGUUCAAUAUAUUUCUAAUGCAGUGGGUGGAGAUUUAUUAGCAGCUGAAUUUAUCUUAUUACAACUUGUUUCAAGAAUUAGCGUGAAGACAGGCGAGUUGAAGAUCGGAAAUCUCACACUCAAUGUCAGCGGUUUUCCAGCUUAUGAAAUGAAAAAUGAUGAAGAAAAGAAAUCAGCUUCCUCUCACCUCAGCCUUCACAAUCCUUACUCCAAAUUCUUGUUGGAACUCUUAUCUCAACUCACAGUUCAUUCUGUUGCUUUGCCUUUGACCAUUGACAGUCUCAACAAAUCAAGAUUCACACCCAAAAGCGUCAAUGAAAAUCUGGAAGCGGGUGUAUUGCAACUUAUCGAUGGUACCCUGUUAGUUGUGGAUGAGACUAUGCUGGAUGAAGGUCAGCUCGUCGAUGCUGGUGUACGUAACUUCCAAGCCCUUCAAGAUCUGAUUCAACACCAAACCUUAUCUUAUGAAUUCCCCUACAGUCAAUAUCGCUUCGACACAGAUAUUAACGUUCUCUCUCUUUCAUCCACCAAAUCCAUGUUAUCGAGUCACUGCACUGUACCAUUGGAAGCUACUUAUCCAUUGCCUUCUAUGGAAGAUAUGGUGUCUUUGCCAGAAGACACUUUGAACUUGUUUAGAAAGUACAUUCAUACUGCUAAAUAUAUCAAAGAGUAUGCAAUUCCUGAAGAUGUAUCCGAAUAUAUUCAAGCGGCCUACAUUAAUGAACGCAAAGCAAGCCAACAACAAAAAAACGCCGAAUUACCUACCCAAGAGGAUUUGAUGCUGCGUAUGAAUUUGGCUCGUUUAGCCGCUGCCUCUUUUGGUGAACAACAGUUGACAAAAGAACGAUAUGAAUAUGUGGUUAAUUUGGAUAAGCAGCGUAAGCAAAGAUUAAAGAAGAAGGAGCAGCAACAGAAGAAAGAAGCUGAACCAGCUAUUGCUAAAUAA
Molecule: messenger RNA, 1581 nt
Organism: Mycotypha africana
Lineage: Eukaryota; Fungi; Mucoromycota; Mucoromycetes; Mucorales; Mycotyphaceae
Product: putative alanine racemase-domain-containing protein
Exons: 3
Coding region: 1-1581 (526 amino acids)
Biological process (GO): DNA-templated DNA replication
Molecular function (GO): chromatin binding
Source: RefSeq, a predicted model, not a curated record